AUGCGGAAACCGCUCCAAAGAGCCAGGCGGGCAGGCGAGGACAGCGGUUGCCACGGCAACCACCGAGCGACGCCGUGCGACGGAAGGAACGCGCCGGAAGGGUCUGCCACCAUGAGGUCCUCCUGGCGUCCUCGGAGGUGCCUCCUGGUCGGGGAAGGGAACUUCUCCUUCUCUGCCGGGCUGUGCCAAGCGAGGGGCGGCGAGACUCACCUCAUCGCUACCUGCUAUGAGGGGGAAGAGGUCGCUUCCAGACAAACCCUGGCUAAAAGCAACAUUCAGGAUCUGAGGGAGAGAGGAGCUGAAGUUCACUUUGGUGUUGAUUGCACAAAACUGAAGGAGCACUUUUUACCAGCAGAGAGGGAUUUUGAUUUCAUUUAUUUCAAUUUCCCCCAUUGUGGGAGAAAAGUUGGAGUGAAAAAGAACAAAGAGCUUCUGGCCAGGUUUUUCUGUAGCUGUGCAGAGGUUCUGGCAGCGAAGGGAGAAGUCCACGUGGCCCUUUGUAGGGGACAGGGUGGCACCCCUGCAGACCAGCCAAGGAGGGAGUGGCACAACAGCUGGCAAGUGGUUGCUAUGGCAGCAGAGGCUGGAUUCAUUCUGAACGACGUUCAUCCAUUUAACAGCAGGGAUGUGCGUGGAUAUAAAUGUACGGGCUACAGGAGCCAGGAUAAAUCUUUCUGUGUGGAAGGAGCUUUGAAUCACAUCUUCACCCGAAGUCUGCACCUUCCGCUUCCUAGACCUCUGAUCUGUCAAACAGAACUGGAAGGCAAGUUGGUUUCCUUCUUGGUUCCGGAGAUAUUUCAAGAUAAGAUCAACAGGGAUCUUCUGGAUGUGGAUUCAGAGCAUCCUGUCAGAACAGUAAAUGAAAAACUCCUUGAAGGUCUCGGCAAAUCUUUUCCCAUUCUGAAGGCGAGCCGUCCCCUUUCUUUGGUGUUCCAAGCCCCUGGCAAUUUUUCUCUCCCCUUGGAUGCCCUUUGGAUGGUUCGUGUCGCUGAAAGAAGUCCAAAUCCUGAGUCAGUGGCUGAGAAGAAGAAUGUGAGGGAUACAGAGACCUUUCCUUCUGAGUUUCCUGACUGGGAUUGCACAGACCAAGGUAGCUUGAAAAACAGGAACUGGCUCUUAGGACAAUAUUAUCUGAGACCUUCUCUUCUGUUUUUUCUUCCCACAGUAGUACCACAAACAGAGUUUCCUCCCAAUACCCUCCUGGCGCUCAGUGGGCCUGUCUUUAGGAAAUGCAGGAUCUCUCCCCAUGCUCUGCCCAUUUUUCACGAGGCCCUCUUUAUCUGUGUAGUUAAUAAAGGUUUGGAAGAUACGUGCACACAGCUUCUUGUGGAAAACCUUACGGCAACAUUAAACCCUUGGCUCCUGGUUGCGGGUUUUAAAUUGGCUUGCACAACGGAUGAGCCAGAUCCAGCUGAACUUGACGCCUUUGUGACUUCUGGACUGCAGCCCCAUAAACUGAAAUAUUUAAUCACUCUCAAACUUGAUGCUUCCAAUCCUGACCUGAAAGGUUGUUGUGUGGGGAGCAUCGGCACAGUUCCCUGGUGGCCAACAAGCAUUGAUCAGGAAAUCGUGUAUGCUUCGUUGAACCUCGAUCUUCUGGUCAUGCAUGUUUGCGGCAUCUGCGACUGGCGAAUCCUCUGGACCUCUGAUGAGCGUUUCCUUAAUCAGUUUUCAGGAGGGAUAUUGGACCGCUUCAAGAGCUUUUCACUCUAUCCACCCUCCUACGUGCAUGAUCUCAGCUUCUGGGUAGCAGAACCGGAAAGAUUUAAUGAAACCCAGCUCCACACCAUUGUCAGGGCCGUGUCUUGUGAAUCAGUUGUGUCUAUCCAACUGCUUGACAGGUUUCAGCACCCAGAGACGGCACAGACCAGCCUCUGUUAUCGGUUCACUUACCAGUCUUGUGACAAAGCGCUGACUGGCCAGCAAGCGGCAGCGAUGCAGAUGAAGCUCAGGAAUGAGAUUGUGUGCUCCCUGCACGUGACUCUUAGGUAG
Messenger RNA from Euleptes europaea (tarantolino), 1992 nucleotides. It is a transcript of the gene FDXACB1, whose product is annotated as ferredoxin-fold anticodon binding domain containing 1. Lineage: Eukaryota; Metazoa; Chordata; Lepidosauria; Squamata; Sphaerodactylidae. Gene Ontology annotation, cellular component: cytoplasm. The record is from RefSeq and is a predicted model, not a curated record. Bases 1 to 1992 code for a protein of 663 amino acids. Gene Ontology annotation, molecular function: rRNA (uridine-N3-)-methyltransferase activity. The transcript has 6 exons. Gene Ontology annotation, biological process: rRNA base methylation.